Mytilus trossulus (common blue mussel) is the source of this 544-nucleotide messenger RNA. RefSeq lists its product as uncharacterized. The coding region runs from base 22 to 375 and encodes 117 amino acids. The transcript has a single exon. NCBI's taxonomy places the organism in Eukaryota, Metazoa, Mollusca, Bivalvia, Mytilida, Mytilidae. The record is from RefSeq and is a predicted model, not a curated record.
AAAAAGGUAUGGUUUGACAUAAUGUUCUAUUUGUGCAGGAGAGGCCAAGAAAACUUGAGAUCUAUGACAAAAAAAACAUUUUCUAUUAAAACAGAUUCAAGUGGAAGAGAGUAUGUGUAUCAACAAAUAGAUGAAUAUGAUAAAAAUUAUUGUGAUGAAGCUACCCCUGAUGAUACCGUCAGUGAAGCAAGGAUGUACGCAAGAGUUGGUGAUCCUCUGUGUCCAGUAUUAUCAUUUAAAUUGUAUCUGGAAAAACAUCACCCAGCUCUCAAUGAUUUUUGGCAUCGCACAAAGGAUUCCUAUGAUAUAACUGACACAACAUGGUAUUGUAAAGCUCCCAUGGAGAAAAACAGUUUAGCAGUAAUGAUGCCAUAAAUUUCUGAGAAGGCUAAACUUUCUAGAAGGUACACGAACCACUCUAUACGCGCAACUUCCAUUACUGCAAUGGAUGAAGCCGGUAUAGAAGCUAGGCACAUAAUGCGAGCCAGUGGACAUCGAAGUGAAGCCUCUAUCCGUAGUUAUUCUAAGAGACUAAGCAAAAACA